Molecule: messenger RNA, 1287 nt
Organism: Schistocerca cancellata (South American locust)
Lineage: Eukaryota; Metazoa; Arthropoda; Insecta; Orthoptera; Acrididae
Exons: 1
Coding region: 1-1287 (428 amino acids)
Source: RefSeq, a predicted model, not a curated record
AUGCAUUUUCAAGUAGUGCUGCCUUCUCAGGGAGUACUGCCUUUGCAACGAGUGCUGCCUCCCAAUGAGUGCUGCCUCCCAAUGAGUGCUGCCUUCGCAAGGAGUGCUGCCUUCGCAAGGAGUGCUGCCUUCGCAAGGAGUGCUGCCUUCGCAAGGAGUGCUGCCUUCGCAAGGAGUGCAGCCUUCGCAAUGAGGGCUGCCUUUGCAGGGAGUGCUGCCUUCGCAAGGGUUGGUGCCUUCGCAAGGUGUGCUGCCUUUGCAAGGAGUGCUGCCUUCGCUAGGAGUGCUGCCCUUCUAAGGAGAGCUGGUUCCGCAAGGAGUGCUGCCAUCGCUAGGAGUGCUGCUUUCGGAAGGAGGGCUGACUUCGCAAGGAGUGCUGCCUUCCCAAUGAGUGCUGCCUUUGCAAGGAGUGCUGCCUUCGCACGGAGUGCAGCCUUCGCAUGGAGUGCUGCUUUUGCUCAGAGUGCUGCCUUCGCAAGGAGUGCAGCCUUCGCAAGGAGUGCAGCCUUCGCAAGGAGUGCAGCCUUCGCAAGGAAUGCUGCCUUCGCAAGGAGUGCUGCCUUCGCAAGGAUUGCUGCCUUCACAUGGACUGUUGCCUUCGCAAGGAGUGCUGCCUUUGCAAGGAUUGCUGCCUUCGCAAGGAGUGCUGCCUUCGCUAGGAGUGCUGCCUUCGCUAGGAGUGCUGCCUUCGCAGGGAGUGCUGCCUAUGCAGGGAGUGCUGCCUUCGCAAGGAGAGCUGCCUUCACAAGGAAUGCUGCCUUCGCAAGGAGUGCUGCCUUCGCAAGGAGUGCUGCUUUCGCACGGGGUGCAGCCUUCGCACAUAGUGCUGCCUUCACACGGAGUGCUUCCUUUGACAGAGUGCUGCCUUCGCAAGGAGGGCUGCCUUCGCAGGGAGUGCUGCCUACGCAGGGAGUGCUGCCUUCGCAGGGAGUGGUGCCUUCGCAAGGAGUGCUGCCUUCGCAAGGAGUGCUGCCUUCGCACGGAGUGCAGCCUUCGCAUGUAAUGCUGCCUUCACACGGAGUGCUUCCUUUGACAGAGUGCUGCCUUCGCAAGGAGGGCUGCCUUCGCAAAGAGUGCUGCCUUCGCAAGGAGUGCAGCCUUUGCAUAGAGUGCUGCCUUUGCAGGGAGUGCUGCCUUUGCACAGAGUGCUGCCACCGCAAGAAGUGCUGCCUUUGCAUGGACUGUUGCCUUCGCAAGGAGUGCUGCCUUUGCAAGGAGUGCUGCCUUUGCAAGGAGUGCUGCCUUCGCAAGGAGUGCUGCCUUCACAAGGAGUGCUGCCUUCGCUAG